CCUCUCCAGGAGCGCACAGCGCUCGCCGCGGCCGCCGCCGCCCCGCCCGCCCUGAGCCGCCGGGCCAGCGAGCGCAGUAGCAGGUGCUCAUAGCCCAGCCGCGCCAGCCUCGCGCGGCUGCUGCCCAAGUUCGCCCGGGGCCCGAGGAGGGCCGGGCCACCGAUAAAGGAGCGCAGCCGCCGCCGCUGUUGCUGCCACCGCCAUCGUGGACUUGGAGUCUCGAGAGGAGACCGGCCCACGGAGCAGCGAGCUCGGAUCAGCAGCGAGUCCCGAUUAGCCCUUGGAGGUGUUGCCUGGGCUCCGCAGUUCCCAGCUCCCAGCGCCCUGGGAGGAAAAGAGGCAAAGAAUAGCAUAGCUGGGCUUUUCUGGAUACAGCCCGUGCCGAGGGAAGAAACGAUAGUUCCCUGGGACCAGCAAUCUUGGAGGGGCCCGGCAGCGAGUGGUUUUCCGCAGGACGCCCCGAGAAGCCCCCGGCCCCAGACGACAGUAGACACCUCGCGGGACUCAAGCACUGGACUUGGGGAAGCCUGGGGACGUCUCGGUGGAAGGCAGCCCCCGCAGCCGUGAGAAAGAAGGGUCCUGGAGGAAAAGAAAGGAGGAAGUCGCCACUCGGCGACCACUCUCCCCAGUACACACCCACCCCACCCGCCGAGCCUGGAGCCGCGGAGCGCCUCUGGGGGCGCUCGUUCCUUGGCGCCUUCUCUCGUAUGUCCCAGCUCCACUGGGCUACGGGCCAGACUGGUGGGGUCCCCGGGACUGUCCAAACCAGGCAUGGUGAUCCAGUGGUCCCUCUCUCGGGAUCAGCGUAAAAACUGGGGUUAGUCGGUGCAAGGGGGACUCAGCUCAGGGUCCCCCAAGUCCAGGACGAGGGGAGGACGGCAGGCACAGAGCCCAGGGAUUGGAAAGGCGGCUCCUACUGGGGCCCCUCCGGAGGUAGUGCCCUGUGACUCGCAUCCUCCUGGAAGACCCGGGGCCAGCAGAGCCUGGGAGGCGCUCGGGAGAGGCCAGAGCGAGGGGCGGCGGGCCGAGGCUGCACUCAGUCCCGGGCGAGCGCCGCUGUCGCCAGCCUCGGGCUGAAUGAAUGAGUCGAAGCGGCGGAGCCCGGCUGCCCGCGACCGCGCUCACCGGCCCGGGACGCUUCCGUAUGGCCCGCGAGCAGCCGGCGCCCGCGGCGGUGGCGGCAGCCAGGCAGCCCGGGGGCGACCGGAGUGGCGAUCGGGCACUGCAGGGGCCAGGGGUCGCCCGCAGGGGGCGGCCGUCACUGAGUCGUACUAAAUUGCACGGGCUGCGGCACAUGUGCGCGGGGCGCACGGCGGCGGGAGGCUCCUUCCAGCGGCGGGCGCUGUGGGUGCUGGCCUUCUGCACGUCCCUCGGCUUGCUGCUGUCCUGGUCUUCGAACCGCCUUCUUUACUGGCUCAGCUUCCCGUCACACACUCGAGUGCACCGCGAGUGGAGCCGCCAGCUGCCGUUCCCCGCGGUCACCGUGUGCAACAACAACCCGCUGCGCUUCCCGCGCCUCUCCAAGGGGGACCUCUACUACGCGGGCCACUGGCUGGGGCUGCUGCUGCCCAACCGCACGGCGCGCCCGCUGGUCAGCGAGCUGCUGCGGGGCGACGAGCCGCGCCGCCAGUGGUUCCGCAAGCUGGCCGACUUCCGCCUCUUCCUGCCGCCGCGCCACUUCGAGGGCAUCAGCGCUGCCUUCAUGGACCGCCUGGGCCACCAGUUGGAGGACAUGCUGCUCUCCUGCAAGUACCGGGGCGAGCUCUGUGGCCCGCACAACUUCUCCUCAGUGUUUACAAAAUAUGGGAAGUGUUACAUGUUUAACUCAGGCGAGGACGGCAAGCCUCUGCUCACCACAGUCAAGGGGGGGACGGGCAACGGGUUGGAGAUCAUGCUGGACAUUCAGCAAGAUGAGUACCUGCCCAUCUGGGGAGAGACAGAGGAAACAACGUUUGAAGCAGGAGUGAAGGUUCAGAUCCACAGUCAGUCUGAGCCGCCUUUCAUCCAAGAGCUGGGCUUUGGGGUGGCUCCAGGGUUCCAGACCUUCGUGGCCACACAAGAGCAGAGGCUCACAUAUCUGCCCCCACCGUGGGGGGAGUGUCGGUCCUCCGAGAUGGGGCUCGACUUCUUUCCUGUUUACAGCAUCACCGCCUGUCGGAUUGACUGUGAGACCCGCUACAUUGUAGAGAACUGCAACUGCCGUAUGGUCCACAUGCCAGGAGAUGCUCCUUUCUGCACCCCUGAGCAGCACAAGGAGUGUGCAGAGCCUGCCCUCGGCCUCCUGGCAGAAAAGGACAGCAAUUACUGUCUCUGCAGGACACCCUGCAACCUGACCCGUUACAACAAAGAGCUCUCCAUGGUGAAGAUCCCCAGCAAGACGUCAGCCAAGUACCUGGAGAAGAAAUUUAACAAAUCUGAAAAAUAUAUCUCAGAGAACAUUCUUGUCCUGGAUAUAUUUUUUGAAGCGCUCAAUUACGAGACAAUUGAACAGAAGAAGGCGUAUGAAGUUGCUGCCUUACUUGGUGACAUUGGUGGUCAGAUGGGAUUGUUUAUUGGUGCUAGUAUCCUUACAAUACUAGAGCUCUUUGAUUAUAUUUAUGAGCUGAUCAAAGAGAAGCUACUAGACCUGCUUGGCAAAGAAGAGGAGGAAGGGAGCCAUGAUGAGAACAUGAGCACCUGUGACACAAUGCCGAACCACUCGGAAACCAUCAGCCACACUGUGAAUGUGCCCCUGCAGACAGCUUUGGGCACCCUGGAGGAGAUUGCCUGCUGACACCUCAGGCAACCCAGCACCUCCAAACAGACAUUAAGGCCCAAGACCCAGGACAGGGGACAGCAAGCUCAGAUGGGAUGGCCCCUGGUGACAGAAAGAAGCAAGAGCCCCCCCCCUAUGCACACAUUGCAGACUUCUGCCAAACCUCACUCUGGCCACAUCUGACAUGAAUCGUCCCGGGCCCUGCCAUGGGUCCUGCCACGGGUCCCUUGUAGGACCGAUGAGUCCCACUCCGGAACUGUCCAAGAACUAACCUGCCAUCACAUCUCACUGCCAGAUGUACAAAGCACCCGCAUGCUCAGACUUCUUAUGGCGCCACCUCCACUUCUGUCUUGUACAUGAUAUUUUCUCCAUGCAGUUUCCAGAGCCCACUCUGCUGUCUCUGCAGUGGGACCAGGUUCCAGCCCCAAAGCCACCCUGAGCCCAGCUCUGGAAUCAAAACUGCACAGUCAAGAAGGAAACCACCGAAUUCUCUACAAUGUUUGAUCCUUGUGUUGUUUGUGAAGGUUCUUAACCUGCCCACAAACCCUUGUCCCCCAAACUGGCCCAUGGGGCUCCUGCACUAAAGGUGACCAGUGCCAACCUCCUUCUUAUCCCAGCACCUGUGGAGGUGGUACAGUGGCCUGGGUGACCCCAGUAUUCGUCUAUGGAGCCACGUCGUUCUCACCCUGUGACACAGCUGUAGAGUUUGAUUUCUUUUGUUUUGUUUGGGGUGGGGGCUGUUUUUGUUUGUCUGUUGAUCGUUUUGGUUUGCUCUGUUUUAUGGUCUUCGAUUUGGAUGUUCUAAGGUUCAGUUUGGGUUUUCCAUUUUCUUUAAAGUUUAUUUAUUCGUGCUUCGAACCACAGUCAUAUUAAAAGCUGGUCUUGUGGAAGUGGCCACAUCA
Onychomys torridus (southern grasshopper mouse) is the source of this 3657-nucleotide messenger RNA. It is a transcript of the gene Asic2, whose product is annotated as acid sensing ion channel subunit 2. The record is from RefSeq and is a predicted model, not a curated record. Gene Ontology annotation, biological process: sodium ion transmembrane transport. The transcript is spliced from 11 exons. Gene Ontology annotation, molecular function: ligand-gated sodium channel activity. The coding region runs from base 1082 to 2773 and encodes 563 amino acids. Gene Ontology annotation, cellular component: membrane. Lineage: Eukaryota; Metazoa; Chordata; Mammalia; Rodentia; Cricetidae.